AUGAAUAAUCCAACAAAUUCACAAGUGGAAUUCUAUCGAGGGCAUCAACAAAAUGGAGAGAAUGAAAGGAGAGAAGAAGACAAAAAAUUUAGUGAAGGACAUCAUAAAAUCGAGAUCGAAUAUAAGAAAGAUGGUCGAAAAGUCGUCGACGGAAAAGUUGAGGAACAAUCGGCAACCACUCUUUGGACUCGGACUUUGAUGGGAGGUGUCCUGAAUCACACUGCGGAAAUAGUCGAGAAUGAAGAGGAAAAGAACGACGAAUCGACUGAAACGCAGAGUUCAAAAGAC
Molecule: messenger RNA, 288 nt
Organism: Mesorhabditis belari
Lineage: Eukaryota; Metazoa; Nematoda; Chromadorea; Rhabditida; Rhabditidae
Source: the annotation of a GenBank genome assembly